This is a messenger RNA of Coccinella septempunctata (seven-spotted ladybird), 309 nucleotides long. RefSeq lists its product as uncharacterized. The coding region runs from base 1 to 309 and encodes 102 amino acids. The record is from RefSeq and is a predicted model, not a curated record. The transcript has a single exon. Lineage: Eukaryota; Metazoa; Arthropoda; Insecta; Coleoptera; Coccinellidae.
AUGGGAGUGACUAGAAGAGACAGGAUAAGGAAUGAAUCAAUUAGAGAGGAUUUGCAAGUGGAAUCUUUAGAAGAAUUUAUUGAGAGGAGACAACUGGAAUGGUGGGGACACUUGAAUAGAAUGGAGGAGGAUACAAUGACGAGGAGAAUUUGGGAUGCCAAAGAUGUCAGAAAGAGGAGACGGGGAAGACCAGAGAGAAGUUGGGGACAAGUCAUUGCGGAGAUAUUGAAUAAGAGGGGAACGAAUAUUCCGGAAGCUAGACGCAUAUCAUUGGAUAGAAAGAAAUGGAGGGAAUAUAUUCAGAUGUAG